AUGCCAGCCACCAGCGUUGAGGAAUGGCUGCAAUCCGGACGACCAGACGAGCCAUCUCACCGAUGCAGGAAGAUCGUUCGGGAGUGGACCACUGAGGACGGCGCAUUUGUUACGUGCUGUGCUGACGAUGGAACCCAACAGACUCAUUGUUUAGUCGCUAUGUCUUCACUCUCUCGUCGUGCCUGCUACAAGUGCGGCAAUGUCGGCCAUUAUGCUGAAGUGUGCUCCUCUGCUGAGCGCCUUUGCUACAACUGCAAACAGCCCGGACACGAAUCUAACGGAUGCCCUUUGCCAAGAACCACCGAGGCUAAGCAGUGCUACCACUGCCAGGGUCUCGGACACGUUCAAGCCGAUUGCCCAACUCUCCGUUUGAGCGGUGCUGGUACCAGUGGUCGAUGCUAUAACUGCGGACAACCCGGACAUUUGGCUCGUUCUUGCCCAAGCCCAGCUGGUCCUGGUCCCAUUCCAGGCGCAGGCCGUGGUCUUGGUGGUCCUCGUGGUGGAUUCGGAGGCGGAUUCGCUCCACGAGGAGGAUUUGCUGGUGGACCACGUCCUGCUACCUGCUACAAGUGCGGUGGACCCAACCACUUCGCUAGAGAUUGCCAGGCACAAGCCAUGAAGUGCUAUGCUUGUGGCAAGCUCGGUCACAUCUCCAGAGAUUGCACUGCCCCUAACGGUGGUCCUCUCAACACUGCUGGAAAGACUUGCUACCAAUGUGGCGAGGCUGGCCACAUCUCCCGUGACUGCCCACAAAAGGCUACCAAUGGUGACCUUGGUGGUGAUGUCGAUCUUGGUGUCGCUCCAGUCGUCGCCCCUAUUGCUCCUAUCGCAUAG
This is a messenger RNA of Cadophora gregata, 834 nucleotides long. RefSeq lists its product as uncharacterized. The transcript is spliced from 6 exons. The record is from RefSeq and is a predicted model, not a curated record. The coding region runs from base 1 to 834 and encodes 277 amino acids. Gene Ontology annotation, biological process: positive regulation of cytoplasmic translation. Gene Ontology annotation, molecular function: single-stranded RNA binding; translation regulator activity; zinc ion binding. Lineage: Eukaryota; Fungi; Ascomycota; Leotiomycetes; Helotiales; Ploettnerulaceae. Gene Ontology annotation, cellular component: cytoplasm.